This is a messenger RNA of Zeugodacus cucurbitae (melon fly), 998 nucleotides long. RefSeq lists its product as uncharacterized. Gene Ontology annotation, cellular component: transcription regulator complex; nucleus. Gene Ontology annotation, biological process: regulation of transcription by RNA polymerase II. The record is from RefSeq and is a predicted model, not a curated record. The transcript has 3 exons. The coding region runs from base 270 to 998 and encodes 242 amino acids. NCBI's taxonomy places the organism in Eukaryota, Metazoa, Arthropoda, Insecta, Diptera, Tephritidae.
UUGUCAUAUGGUGUCAGUUGCGUUUGCCGGCAUAUUUGCCAACGAACGGCAAUUUAAAUUGACAGCGAAAUGAAAACAAUCAAAAUACGUUAUGUGGCAAUAUUUGACAUCAAAAUUAGAUUUGCCAACAUGUUGGCAAAUUAUUUCCAUUUGCCUCGCGAAUGAUGUGCAAAAAUAAAUAAAAAAGAUUUUUCGCUUUUCAAGGUAAGUGUUUUAUUAUAUUUUCUAAUUUCAAUUAAUGUAUUAUUCCAACCUUUUUCAGUUUCAAAAUGGCAGAAGAAAUGAGUGCAAAUACAGAAAUGUUAAUUCCAAGCAUCAAGCGGGUGCGAAAAAUGAACGCAAAGUGGACAGCGGAGGAGACUGAGCAACUAAUUCAAGAAGUGGAGUCAAGGGAAGGAACCUGGAAUUUCCUUUCCGCGGAUUAUCGCGAUAGGAAUUUGCGUGAGGCUCAGUGGCAUGAAGUGGCAGAAACACUAAAUAUGCCACGAGCCGAAGUAUCAGCCAAGUGGAACAGCCUUCGUUGUUCUUUUCGCGCGGCCUUCAACCGAAGGGCUCAUACAAAAAGUGGACAAGGUGCUGGAAGAACGCCUACUAUGAACCCACUCUACAAAUCGCUAAAGUUCCUCGAGCCUACAUUAAAUGUUGAAGCGAGCACCACUUCAAAUUUAAUAAAUGACAGCUCGUCGACCCUGACCACUCCAACAAUAUUGUUUGAGUCGGAAACGGUAUCUGGCGAUAUUCCACCAACGCCAUCUACUUCACGACCCAAUUUAAGGAAACGUCGUGUUCAAAAAAACGACGAUGGAUACAUUGAAGUAGUUCAACGUACGCUGGAGACCCUCACAUCUGCUACAAAAACUGAUGCUUGGGAUGAUUUAGGCAACUUUGUGGCAUCAAACGGCCGUGAGUGGGACCAAGAAUCUCCACAACCGGCCAGAGAAUUCAAGCGGGACAUAUGUGAGUUGAUAUUUAAGUAUCAGCAGAAAUUCACACGGUAA